GCGCAUGCGCUGUAGCCUCGGCCUCUGUGUCGGUGACAAUGGAAGCGACUGGGCGUCGCUAAUUCCCCGCCCCCCCCUUUUCCUGGGGGCUCCGCUCCGGGCGGCCCCAUGAGGAAGCGGCGGCCCAGCCGCCAUGGGCUCGCUGAGCAGCCGGGUGCUGAGGCGGCGGGUGGCGCCCCCUCGCGGGGAGGGGGCGGACGGGGACCGGGGCAGCCGCGGAGGGAAGAGGAAGCGGGGCGGGUCCGAGGGCCCGGGCGAGAGCGACAGCGACGGGGACGGCGAGCGCGAGGAGCGGCUGCUCAACACCCCCCGCAGAAUUCCACAGCUUGUGUAUGUCUUUGGGUUGUUUUUUUUUUAUCCAGGAAAAAACUAAAAAGUACAUCCAAGUAUAUUUAUCAAACUCUGUUUUUGAAUGGUGAAAAUAGUGAUAUUAAGAUCUGUGCUCUGGGAGAGGAGUGGAACUUGCACAAGAUAUAUUUGUGUCAGUCUGGCUACUUUUCUAGUAUGUUCAGUGGUUCUUGGAGGGAGUCUAGCAUGGACAUCAUAGAAUUGGAGAUUCCUGAUCAGAAUAUUGAUAUAGAAGCUCUGCAGGUAGCAUUUGGCUCACUCUAUAGAGAUGAUGUUUUAAUAAAGCCCAGUCGUGUUGUUGCCCUCCUAGCAGCAGCCUGCAUGUUGCAGCUGGAUGGUUUAAUACAGCAAUGUGGCGAGACUAUGAAGGAAACAAUUAAUGUGAAAACUGUGUGUGGCUAUUAUAAUUCAGCAGGGACCUAUGGAUUAGACUCUGUGAAGAAAAAGUGCCUUGAAUGGCUUUUGAAUAACCUGAUGACUCACCAGAGUGUUGAACUCUUCAAAGAACUCAGCAUAAACCUCAUGAAACAGCUGAUCAGCUCUUCUAACCUAUUUGUCAUGCAAGUGGAGAUGGAUGUGUAUACUGCUCUCAAGAAGUGGAUGUUCCUUCAGCUAGUGCCUUCAUGGAAUGGACCACUAAAACAACUUUUAGCUGAAGCUGAUGCCUGGUUUUCCAAGCGUAGAAAAGAUUUUGAGGAUGACAUUGCAUUCUUAGAAUCUGAACAAGGAAGAGCAUUCUUAACAGUAUUCAAACACUUGAGAUUGCAAUACAUCAUCAGUGAUUUGGCAUCAGCAAGCAUUAUUGAGCGAGAUUCUCUAGUACCUUCAGAAUGGCUGUCUUCUGUUUACAAACUGCAGUGGUUUGCCAUGCUCAGAGCAGAACAAGACAAUGAUAUUGGGCCUCAAGAAAUCAAUAAAGAAGAACUUGAAGGAAACAGCAUGAGGUGUGGUAGGAAGCUUGCAAAGGAUGGUGAUUACUGCUGGCGAUGGACUGGAUUCAACUUUGGCUUUGAUCUGCUUGUCACAUAUACAAAUCGCUACAUCAUUUUCAAACGGAACACGCUGAAUCAGCCAUGCAGUGGAUCAGUCAGUCUGCAACCACGGAGAAACAUUGCAUUCAGAUUACGUCUAGCCUCUUUUGAUAGUAGUGGAAAACUUAUUUGCAGUAGAACCACAGGAUAUCAGAUCCUGACCCUUGAGAAAGAUCAGGAAUAAGUUACAGAGUUUGGCACAUGACUGUCAUGUGGACCUUGGCUGGAAUUCAUUGUCUCAUAACUUGUUCCUAAGAUUUGUUUUCUCUUAAAGAUAAUGCAUAGAUCUCCACUUUUGGGUCAAUAGUUUAGGCGAGGGAACAUGUUUUCCUAUACAAUAUCUUACUGUCGGUUCCUUUACUUCCUGAUUAUGGCAAUGUCUGUGUAGCACAUGCACACAGGUUUUGUUUCCAUGUAAAUUUUAAAUAUUCCUGUAGGAUACAUUUCCAAAUUUAGUGAGUCCAGAUUCAUUCUGAGGGUGACAGCCAAAAAUGUUUUGGCUGAUUCCACUAUCAAGAAAUUUUAGCCCCUCCUAGAUAUAAUAAACUAGAUCAUCCAGUCUGCUGAAACCUCUAAAUGGUAGGAGAUUGCCCCUGGAGAUUCUCCAAUGGUAGAGAUGGUUUGGCCAACUCCUGCGCUUAGCUGAUUCUUGUCCCUGAUUUAAGGGGAUUGAGGGAGUAAGGUAGGGAGAGGCUUGGCGGGGUAGAGAAUGUCUUGGCAAAGUUGAGGUAUAAUAAAACUAUUCAUUUUAGAGUGGCUGGUUGUGUGUAGUGAAGGAGAAGGAAUGAAUUAUAUAACCUUAGAUUCAUUAUUGAUUUUUUUUGCUUCAUACCCGGUGCUAUGAGUUUAUAAAAUGUUUUUAAGUUCUGUGACAAUUUCCAUAUCUUUUUUGGAGGUAGCAUACAAUUAGAUGGAAUCUCCAGUCUUUUGCUGUUUCACUCGAAUCUGUUCUAGCACUUCUGAAUUAUGUACUACACUUUAUUUUUGUUCAUCAGUAUGAAUUAUUGUUCUAAAACUUA
Messenger RNA from Gopherus flavomarginatus (Mexican gopher tortoise), 2398 nucleotides. RefSeq names its product germ cell-less 1, spermatogenesis associated (gene GMCL1). The transcript is spliced from 14 exons. Gene Ontology annotation, biological process: germ cell development. The record is from RefSeq and is a predicted model, not a curated record. Bases 109 to 1563 code for a protein of 484 amino acids. Gene Ontology annotation, molecular function: protein binding. Lineage: Eukaryota; Metazoa; Chordata; Testudines; Testudinidae.